AUGUCGGUUACACUAGAGCCACCAACCUACCUGAGCUCGUUGCAGAACAAUAUUCGAGCACGGCCGAUCCCGUGGGAGGGGGCCGUCCGGGCAGGCAGCAUCACCGAUGAGCAUCUGAGGAAGAUCAAGGCAGUAGACAAGGUCCGCAAGGAGCAGAGACGCCAGACAAUCGAGGCGGACAUCGAGGGUUAUGUCCACCUGCUGGCGGGUUCGACAGGGGGGAAGAGCGUGCUGGAUGCGGCUGCUCGGCGGUCGGAUAUCGUGCAGUAUAUCCUGGUGUUGGCGGCCGAUUUAAUCAAUGAUGUCCCUGUGCUCGCCUCGUCGCUGGUGGCUCACCCUAACCCGUACCAACCGUUUCUCCCUCUGCUGCAGCACUCGACGAACCCCGAAGAUCCAAUUCCCCUACUGACCGCGGCCUUUCUGACGGGGCUGGUUUCCCAGAGUCUGGUGACGGCAUCGAAACCGGCGCCACGGGACGACGAUGCACUGCCCCGGCUGUACACGUACCUAGCAGCGUUGACCAAGAACUCGGACAGCGGGCUGCAGGAUAUUGGCGUGCAGGGCUUCUCGACCCUGCUGCGGACCCGGCGAGCGCGGGAGCUGUUUUGGGCGCAGCGACAGGAGACCGUCGAGGCGUUGGUUGAGAUCUUGCAGGCAGCCGCGGGGCCGAAAGACGGAGCUAGUUCGAGUACUUCACGGGCCGUCGAGCCUGGUCUGGCCGGCGGCGUCGGCCUUCAGUUGCUGUAUCGGGUGCUGCUGGUCAUCUGGCAGCUCAGCUUUGAGGGCAGACUGGUUGGAGACUGCUUGCAGGAGGACUACGAGAUCGUCCAGCUGUACACACAGCUGCUCCGCCUAUCGCCCAAGGAGAAGACAACACGGCUGCUGCUCGCAACAUUGAACAACUUGCUAUCGGCGAACCGGAUGACGCUGCUGCCGGUGGCGGUCUUUGUGCGGUUGCCGGCACUGCUGGCGAACCUAGCAGGCCGUCAUCUGACGGACCCGGACCUGUUGGAGGACCUACAGGCGCUGACGGCGAUGCUGGACGAGUAUACUAAGACGCAAACGACGUUUGACGAGUAUGCGGCGGAAGUGCAGUCAGGACAUCUGCGCUGGUCACCGCCGCACCGUGACACGGCUUUCUGGAAGGAAAACGCGCGGCGCAUCCUCGAGGACGCCUCGGGGGCACUGCCCAAGAAGCUAGCCGAGAUCAUCGCCAAACCCUGGGACACAGACAAACAGGUUCUGGCUAUCGCAUGCAACGACGUCGGUCAGCUAGUCAAGGAGGUCCCCGAACGUCGCGCCCAGCUCGAGAAGCUUGGCCUCAAGACCCGCGUCAUGGAGCUCAUGGCCGAUCAGGACGAGGCCGUCCGCUGGGAGAGUCUUAAGGCCGUUGGUGAGUGGCUUCGCUAUACGUUUGAGGGCUGA
Messenger RNA from Penicilliopsis zonata CBS 506.65, 1425 nucleotides. RefSeq lists its product as hypothetical. Gene Ontology annotation, molecular function: proton-transporting ATPase activity, rotational mechanism. Gene Ontology annotation, biological process: proton transmembrane transport. The coding region runs from base 1 to 1425 and encodes 474 amino acids. Gene Ontology annotation, cellular component: vacuolar proton-transporting V-type ATPase, V1 domain; fungal-type vacuole membrane. Lineage: Eukaryota; Fungi; Ascomycota; Eurotiomycetes; Eurotiales; Aspergillaceae. The record is from RefSeq and is a predicted model, not a curated record. The transcript has 3 exons.